UAACACGAUGGGAGAGGAUCAGAAAGCUGCACACGGCGUAUCGACGUUUCCGCUACCGCCAUCGAGAUAUUAUAAAGCGUAUACGGAAGAAAACGUAAAGAAUGGGUUGGUACCGGGUCCUCCUUCUCCCGUUACCGGUUGUUUCUCCAUGUUUGGCUGCACUUUCGAUACAGAGGAGCCAAUCUUGCGCCCGUUAGAGAGCCAAGGCAUUCAACGACUCUGUCCAGACGGGCCGGACAAGUUAGCUCAAAUGAAAAAGCUCAAUCACUCGAUAUUUGUCAGCUUUUUGGAUCUGGUUGAUAUCUUAAUCAAUUGCCCGGAAAGUUCCCGGAGGGAGGAGAAAAUUUCGGACUUACAAUUAUUGUUUAUCAAUUUACAUCAUCUGAUAAAUGAAUUUAGACCCAAUCAAGCUCGAGAAACACUGCGUGUUAUGCUAGAGCUACAGAGACGUCAGAGAGAACAGAUCACAGCCGAUGUGGAGAGAUCAAUAAGUAAAGCUGUGACGAUCAUAAACAACUGUGUUGAAUUGGUCAGACAGAAAAUGGAUGAACCUGGACAUACAGAAACCGCUGGAGCUGGUCAUCAUUCAAGUAGUGUUGAUGCGAGUAGAACAGAUGAAACUAGCAUGAUUGUUAGCUAAUUCAGUAGGAAUGUGUACAUUUCUGUAUGUCGAGUGUUUUCGAGUUUUUUUUGCCAAAUAUUUUAUGAUGCCAGGA
Messenger RNA from Corticium candelabrum, 716 nucleotides. RefSeq names its product mediator of RNA polymerase II transcription subunit 7-like. Gene Ontology annotation, molecular function: transcription coregulator activity. The record is from RefSeq and is a predicted model, not a curated record. The coding region runs from base 8 to 640 and encodes 210 amino acids. Lineage: Eukaryota; Metazoa; Porifera; Homoscleromorpha; Homosclerophorida; Plakinidae. Gene Ontology annotation, biological process: regulation of transcription by RNA polymerase II. The transcript has a single exon. Gene Ontology annotation, cellular component: mediator complex; core mediator complex.